AUGGAGAAGGAACUUUCUGAUGAAAAUCCUGGCUUGCAAUCAAUGGAAUUAAAUGAAAUUGAGAACAGAAUUUUAGACCUUGACAAGUGGAGGACAAUAUUCAGCUCACAGGGGUUGGAAGCAGGCAAAUCAAUAUCUGAGGACAAUAAUAGAGAAGAGGAGAACAAUGAAGAAACCCCAAGAAGCAAAAGGCAAGGGAUGCUUCCAGCCAAUAUUCUGUAUUCAAUUCCAAAAGAGCUGAUCAUAGCAUCGGACCUUGGUGGCCACCCCAUCACUAUAGCAAUGGCAAUGGAGCUGAGAAAAAUGUUGUUUGGAAACACUUUCAAUACAUUCAACUAUGAGUGGAAAAUAUCAUUCUUCAAAUUUAAAGAUCCAUUUUCAGAUCUGGCCUACUGUUUAGAAGCAGAGAAAGGUGGAACAAGAGCAAUACAGAUGGCAGUACAGGCUCACAUCAUUAAGUACCUGCUGUUCACAAGGAAUAAAGAUGAGCACAGGUCUCUUCAGAGUUUACGUGAAAUAGGCCAGAAACAGCAGGAAAGGGCACUGGCAGGAGCAAUGGCAGAUAUCCUUUGGACAGCAGGAGAGGGGGGAAAAGCCAAGGUCUGCCUCAUCACAAGUGAUUGCUAUGUCACUGAGAGUACAGACUACAAAGCUGACAAUUUUACAGAACGGAUUCAGUUAUUUGAAUUUAUGAACAAAGAAAAACUGGAGAAAUUCAUCUUUGCACACAUACGCUGUUUCAAAAAUGAAGGAAGCCAUGGUGUGAUAUUAUUUUUGUACAGCUUGCUGUUCUCUAGGACAUUUUCAAGACUUUGGGAAGAUUUAGACUUUACAACAACCCAUCUUUUGCAUUUUAAUCUUGGAAACUACACACCAAGGCAGGCUAUUUUAAACAUGAUGUUAACAGGAAGAGCAAGCCCACAUUUGUUUAAUGGAGAUCGAAUGCUGGAAGAAUCAGAGCUAGCACCAAAAAUACUGCAUGGGGUUCAGAGCCGAAGUGAUGUUGGAUACUUGCACUGGAGUAGAGAGGAAAUGGAAAAAAACAAACUUCCCCAGGUGGGAAGUAUGUUGAAAACUCCCAAAUUUCCUAUUUGGGUUUGUAACAUUAGUAGUACUUACAGUGUGCUUUUUGGUAUGAAGACCUCCCUUUUACAUGACUGGAAAAUGGAACAUAUCUUUGACCUUUAUUUCUACAAUGGGCAGUUAUCUCAGGACAAAACAGUGCAUCUAACAAUUGAUACUCAUUCACAUCACUGGGAAGGAAAGUAUAAAUCAGAUGGAAGUGAUCCAGAAAAGAAGUUCCCCUCACUGGAAAUGACUAUCAGAACUAAAUGGGACGGAGCAGCUAUUAACUGGAAUUCUACUGUUCCUUUCUUUUAA
Messenger RNA from Bombina bombina (fire-bellied toad), 1380 nucleotides. RefSeq names its product MINDY family member 4B (gene MINDY4B). The transcript is spliced from 12 exons. NCBI's taxonomy places the organism in Eukaryota, Metazoa, Chordata, Amphibia, Anura, Bombinatoridae. The coding region runs from base 1 to 1380 and encodes 459 amino acids. The record is from RefSeq and is a predicted model, not a curated record. Gene Ontology annotation, biological process: protein K48-linked deubiquitination. Gene Ontology annotation, molecular function: K48-linked deubiquitinase activity; cysteine-type deubiquitinase activity.